GCGAAAUCCGAGCGCAGGCCCGCUCCCAGUCCACACAGAGCCGGCUACGGCGGAACAUGAGAGGAAAGCUCCGCGAUAUAUUUUGCACCUUCUCAGCCGAGUCAAAGCCAACAGUUUUAUCCAAGCUUGACCAAGGAAGCAAUGUUGGGUCGGAGGAUGCCUCAGGUGAUGCGAGUGGCGAGGGAGGUGAUGAGGGAAUGUGUGCUGGGGGAGGUGGGGACAAGUUGGAGGGGUCCGACACAACUCAGGGUGACGCUCUUCACCUCCAGAGACGGGUGGGACUCUUCAGUGGGGUGGCUCUAAUUGUCGGAACUAUGAUAGGAUCUGGGAUUUUCGUCUCGCCAUCUGGCUUGCUAGUGCGCACAGGCUCAGUGGGAAUGAGUUUUGUCAUAUGGAUAGCUUGUGGUGUACUCUCCCUCUUGGGAGCAUUAGCAUAUGCGGAAUUGGGCACGAUGAACACCAGUUCAGGAGCGGAGUACGCUUACUUCAUGGACGCGUUCGGGGCUCUCCCGGCCUUCCUGUUCUCCUGGGUGUCGACACUCAUGCUCAAACCAUCCCAGAUGGCGAUUAUUUGCCUGAGUUUUGCAAAAUACGCAGUCGAGGCGUUCGUUUCCGAAUGCGAUCCACCGGACUUGGUUGUAAAACUUGUGGCCAUUCUUGCGAUUAUGAUCAUCUUGUUUAUCAACUGCUACAGUGUCAACUUAGCGACUAUUGUAAUGAAUGCAUUUACAGCUGCCAAACUUGUAGCGAUAGCAAUAGUGAUCAUCGGAGGAAUAUAUAAACUCUGCCAAGGGAGUACUCAAAAUCUUGAAAAUGCAUUUGAUGGAACAUCUUACUCUCUUGGUAACAUUGCAACUGCAUUUUAUACUGGACUUUGGGCUUAUGAUGGAUGGAAUAAUCUGAAUUACGUUACAGAAGAAAUAAAAAACCCUUCAAAAAAUUUGCCAAGAUCAAUUAUGAUUGCCAUUCCAUUAGUUACUAUUUGCUAUGUUUUAAUAAACAUAUCCUACCUCGCAGUAAUGUCGACAUCUGAAAUGACAGAAUCUGAAGCUGUAGCAGUGACCUUUGGAAACAGAAUCCUUGGAGUAAUGGCUUGGUUAAUGCCUUUAUCAGUUACAAUUUCCACUUUUGGUUCAGCUAAUGGAACACUUUUUGCUGCUGGAAGACUUUGUUUUGCUGCAAGUCGAGAAGGGCAUUUAUUGAAUAUUCUCUCUUAUGUUCACAUCAGACGCCUCACGCCAGCACCCGGUCUUAUUUUCCAUUCUUUUAUUGCUGUAGCCAUGGUCAUGUCUGGAACGAUCGAUUCGUUGAUUGAUUUCUUCAGUUUUACCGCAUGGAUAUUUUACGGUGGAGCGAUGCUUGCGCUGAUUGUGAUGAGAUUUACACGCCCAAAUUUCCCUCGGCCCUAUAAGGUCCCGAUCAUCAUUCCAAUAAUAGUUUUGGGAAUAUCUAUGUACCUGAUCGUAGCUCCUAUUAUUGACACACCACAGAUUGAGUAUCUUUACGCUACUUUUUUUAUACUUGGAGGUUUAGUAUUUUAUAUACCAUUUGUAUAUUAUGGUGUUACUUCGACAAUUAUGGAGCGGUUUACAGUCUUUUGCCAGCUGCUGUUUGAAGUUGCACCAACCCAAAAUAUGUACGACUAAAAAAAAAUUAUAUUUAUUUUUCUAGAAUAAUUGAGUUUUAUAGACAAAUCAGAUAAUUUAUGUUUUGACAAAUAUAUGUGAAUACCUUUAUUCUGAUCGAAUAUUAAUGGAGAUUGCUAAAAUGUAAAUUGGUUUCUAAUUAUGCAGAAUGGAUUUUAAUUUUUGUUCCAUGACUGUUAAAAAUUAAAAUAUCAAUUAUUAAAGCCUUUGAAUAAGUAUGACAUCGAAUAUGUUAUUCACCCAAAUUAGCUAAAUAUAUUAUAUGCCAAUUUAUACCUGACAAAAGUUAGUACUGGUAUUCUCAAAUUAUUAAUAUUACAACUUUUAACAAAGCCAAGUGAACAAAGCUCAAUUAAACUGUCGAUUGCAAUGUACACAAUUUAUUUUAUUUGUUCCAAUACCAAAUUUUAUUGUAAUAAGUAUUUUUUUAAUAACAUUAACAUGCAUCGUAUAUUAAACUAAUUUUUGUAAACAAAUGUUUCUCUGUUUGAAAAUUUAUUUUGUUAAAACCAACACAAAUUGAGGUGUUUCCAAGUUACCAUAAAUUGAUAUAAAUAUAUUAAGGUUAAUGAAUAUAACAUAGUUGCCUUAGAAAAAUUAUCAAAGUGAUUUAUUCAUUGGCAAACGGCUUUGAAUGAUGACAAAAGAUUACAGAAGAUAUUGUAGUGUUAAUCAUAUAAACCGAUCAUGUCCUAAGCGUAUUCGAGAAUCUUUUUUUAUCAUCAAAGUUAUGUGAUUAGAUUGGGUGUGAUAAUUUUAGCUUUCUAUAUUUCUUGAAUACAAAAAUAUAAAAUUUAAGUUUUUUUAUUUAUUAUUUUUGUAAAAAGCAAAAAAAUGUUUUACUA
This is a messenger RNA of Cimex lectularius (bed bug), 2491 nucleotides long. It is a transcript of the gene sbm, whose product is annotated as b(0,+)-type amino acid transporter 1. Gene Ontology annotation, biological process: amino acid transmembrane transport. The record is from RefSeq and is a predicted model, not a curated record. The coding region runs from base 57 to 1646 and encodes 529 amino acids. NCBI's taxonomy places the organism in Eukaryota, Metazoa, Arthropoda, Insecta, Hemiptera, Cimicidae. The transcript has 12 exons. Gene Ontology annotation, molecular function: L-amino acid transmembrane transporter activity. Gene Ontology annotation, cellular component: membrane.